CGGAGGUGUAUUAUAUCCGAGGGAGACCGGAAUCGCAAGUUCGAGCGGGUUGGUGGUGUGUCCGGUCCGGUGCCGUCCGGUUUGUGUUCCGAGAGCGGCCAAGCAGAGACCCUGUCGGCAGACUGUUUCCGAAGCUUCGAAUGCGCUUUCCGCUCGCGUCGUUCGACCCCAGCUCUCGACACCGACGCGACAUCGGCCGAACGUUCCUUCGCACGUUCCAUCAAACGUACGCGGGCAACUGAUAGGAUGCCGCCAAGACGAGCAGAAGAUGUGUCUAUGAAGAGAAUAGCAGCUGCAGGUUGUAAAUUACCAGCGCAACUGCCAGCUGGAGAAAUCUUGACAGAUAUUACACAGAAUAAAUGGAGACUAGGGAAUACCAUUGGAUAUGGUGGUUUUGGAGACAUAUACCUCGCUUCUAAUAACGUUACAUCACCUGUUGGUCAAGAUGCAAAGUAUGUCGUAAAAAUUGAACCUCAUAAUAAUGGGCCAUUAUUUGUCGAAAUGAAUUUUUAUAUCAGAGCAGCACGGAAGCACAUGAUCAAAAGUUGGUGUGAAUCUCAGGGAAAGAGUAGAAUUGGUGUACCUACAUACGAAGGAUCAGGAUCUCACUUUUAUGGAGGUCAACGAUAUAGGUUUUUAAUAAUACCUCGAUAUGGCGUAGAUAUCGGAAAAUUAUUCCUAUCGCAUCGGAAGAAAUUACCAACGAAACUUGUUAAUACGUUAGCUGUACAAAUGCUUGAUGCGUUGGAAUAUAUUCACAGUAAAGGAUAUGCUCACGCAGAUAUUAAGGGACCAAAUAUCUUGUUAUCAUAUGGAAACGGAAUAGGAAAAGAAAAAUCGAUGGCGUACUUGGUGGAUUAUGGACUGGCGUAUCGUUUCCGUACAGGAAUUGGAGAACAUAAACCAUUUGUACAUGAUGAGAGAAGAGCUCACGAGGGUACUUUAGAAUUUACAUCCCGGGACGCUCAUCAUGGAACACAUUCAAGGAGAGGGGACUUAGAGACUUUAGGAUAUAACAUUAUACAAUGGAUGUGUGGGAAGCUACCUUGGGAGAAAAAUAGUGACGAAAUAGGUUUUACUAUGGAUCCCGAAGAAGUUCAUCAACAAAAAGAGAUGUUUUUAUCGGACUUGCCUCUAUUUAUGGACAAGUGCUUUCCUGAGAAGAAAAAACCACCAGCUGCGAUCAUGAAAUAUAUGAAGUGCAUUACCGAACUAGAAUUCGAGACCAAGCCCAACUAUUCCUAUUUACGGAAUUUAUUUCUACGUAGUGGCAGUCAAGAUGGCAAUAUUCCUAUAUGUCUUUAUAACAUGAAAGAGUCAAAUGAAAAUCUUACAAGCUCUAUAUUUUUUGAGCGUCCGUAUUUAAGAGAAAGAAAACCUUGUAGACCUGUAAACGGCGAGUUACGAAUAACACGAAAUACUCAGCCUAAGCAACCAGUUCAGAAGAAAGAAUUUAGUUGGGAAGCAGUAUUAGCAUUACAUCCAGACAAACUCGCAAAAAUUAGUACUCAACUGCCACCUUCACCUCUCACACCGCCUCUUACACCACCAUCGUCCACAUCGCCGCGGCCGCCGUCUCUGCCGACAUACGCAAUGUUAGAAGUACUUCGUAAAAUGAAAGAGAGGCAAUCAGGUUCGUUUAGGCAUAAAGCAACACCGAAAUCAUCGGAUAAUGAAUUCAAACCAAAAUGGAUGACACCUGCAAUGGAAGAAGUUGCGCGAUUAAGAAAAAAAAUUAAUGAGACGCCCAUUUCUGUACCUAACUCCGAAAAUAAUUCGCGCGUGACGCGCUCACGUGUAGCAAAGAGAAAACGAUCUGGCGCUCAGGAGCAACAUAAGGAAAUAAAGGAUGACUCGACCAAUAGCAAAGUUACACAUAAAAGAAGGAAAGGUUCAUCUUAAAGAAAAUUUGGUCUUGUCAAGAGACACGGUAAUGUUUCGCGUUAAGUAUACGCGCUCGUACUGAAUGCAGGAGACACUACAAUGCAUUUUCACUCGAACCAUCGAGUUAACCGAAAUUAGUAUUACAAAGACCUCUGUCGGUGAAUAUUGGCAUUCUCAACGUAACAGCAAAUAUUAAGUAUUAUUUGAUAAAAUCUCAUCCAUUAAUGAUGUUAUAGAUAUACA
Molecule: messenger RNA, 2127 nt
Organism: Cyphomyrmex costatus
Lineage: Eukaryota; Metazoa; Arthropoda; Insecta; Hymenoptera; Formicidae
Product: serine/threonine-protein kinase VRK1
Exons: 10
Coding region: 247-1902 (551 amino acids)
Biological process (GO): protein phosphorylation
Molecular function (GO): protein kinase activity; ATP binding
Source: RefSeq, a predicted model, not a curated record